Uncinocarpus reesii 1704 is the source of this 2184-nucleotide messenger RNA. Its product is annotated as pre-mRNA splicing factor cwc22. The transcript has a single exon. The coding region runs from base 1 to 2184 and encodes 727 amino acids. Gene Ontology annotation, biological process: mRNA splicing, via spliceosome. Gene Ontology annotation, cellular component: catalytic step 2 spliceosome. NCBI's taxonomy places the organism in Eukaryota, Fungi, Ascomycota, Eurotiomycetes, Onygenales, Onygenaceae. Gene Ontology annotation, molecular function: RNA binding. The record is from RefSeq and is a predicted model, not a curated record.
AUGAAAGCUCAGGCAGCCAGUUUGCCAUUUACACCAAUCUACGCAGCCAUGGCUGCGAUUGUCAAUACGAAAUUACCACAAGUUGGGCAGUUGUUGCUGAGCCGACUGAUUAUCCAAUUCCGCAAGGCGUUCAAAAGAAACGACAAAGCGGUCUGUAUAUCUUCGACAACCUUCAUCGCCCACCUAUGCAAUCAUCAGGUUGCCCAUGAGAUCAUCGCCGCAGAGAUUCUAUUCCGCCUGCUUCAUAAACCCACGGACGAUAGCGUGGAGGUGGCAGUUGGUCUGACUAGGGAGGUUGGCCAACACCUAGAGGAAAUGAAUCAAGCCAUUGCUCUCGCGGUAUUCGACCAGUUCAGGCAUAUCCUCCACGAAGCCGACAUUGAUAAGCGCGUCCAGUAUAUGAUUGAAGUUUUAUUCCAGGUCCGAAAAGACCGUUUUAAAGAUAACCCUGCCGUCAAGGAAGAACUCGACUUGGUGGAAGAAGAGGAUCAGGUUACGCAUUACAUUAGUCUGGACGAUGCCCUUGAAGUUCAGGACGGCCUUAACGUUUUCAAAUUUGACCCGGAGUGGGAGGAACACGAGACGGCAUAUAAAAAGCUCAAGGCUGAAAUCCUAGGUGAAGGAAGCGAUGAGGAAGACGAAGAUGGCUCUGAUGAAUCAUCGGACGAAGACGAAGAGAAUGAGGAGGAGCGCCAACUGGAUAUUAAGGACCAGACCAACACAGAUCUAGUCAACCUUCGACGAACAAUCUACCUUACUAUCAUGUCUAGUAUCGAUUUCGAAGAAUGCUGCCACAAGCUGAUGAAAAUCAAUUUACCGCCUGGUCAAGAGUCUGAGCUGCCGUCUAUGAUUAUCGAAUGUUGUUCACAGGAGCGGACGUAUUCUAAGUUCUACGGCCUUAUUGGCGAACGCUUUGCGAAGCUCAAUCGUCUCUGGUGUGAUCUUUUUGAAGCCGCAUUUGCAAAGUAUUACGACACGAUUCAUCGCUACGAAACAAAUCGCUUGAGAAAUAUUGCUAGAUUCUUUGGGCAUAUGCUUAGUUCGGAUGCAAUCGGGUGGCACGUUCUCUCCAUUGUCCAUCUGAAUGAGGAAGAGACAACAUCAAGCAGUCGUAUCUUCAUUAAGAUUCUUUUCCAGGAUCUUGCCGAAGUCCUAGGGAUGCCAAAGCUCCAAGAAAGGCUAAAAGAUAAUAUCCUUCGACCAAGCUUUGAGGGUAUAUUCCCGACCGAUAAUCCUCGCAACACUCGUUUCUCCAUCAAUUAUUUCACAAGUAUUGGAAUGGGUGCGCUCACAGAGGAAAUGCGCGAACUUCUCAAAUCUCUUCCAAAACCGACGAUACCCGCGUUGCCGGCGCCACAAGGCGAUUCCGAAUCCGAAUCCGUGAGCUCAUACUCCAGCUAUUCGUCAUAUACUGGAUCUUCUCGUUCUCGUUCCUAUUCUCGCUCUCCGUCUCCUCGGCCCGCCCGCGACGAAUCAAGAGGCCGCCGCAGAUCUCGCACGCCCGGAUCACGAAGCAUAAGCCGGAGUCGAAGUCAUAGCUUGUCCCAUUCUCGUUCUCCUCAGAGACGUCGUGCUAGACCUACGUCGUACUCUCGAUCCCCAUCUCCUGUCAAGAGAAGAGGAAGGUCGAUCUCUUCAUCUGUGUCGCGCCGUUACACGCCUAGCAGGUCACCUCUGCCUAGCAGACCCCAUCAGCGACAAAUCAGCAAGCGCUCUGUGUCUCGAUCUCUGACUCCACCACGUCGACGAGAGCCUGGCCCUGUUCGUGCAGGCCGUUCCACAGCCCGAGGCUACAACUCUUCGCGGUCACGAUCUCCAUAUCGUCGGCGUAGCCCCAUACGAAGAUAUGACUAUUCAAGAUCCCCAUCCCCAGAUAGAGGGCCUAGACGGAGAGGACGCCCAUCUUCCCGAUCUAUCACUCCACCCCGGCAUAAUCAGAGUAGCAGACGUCGGGAUACCAGACGGGCUACCCCUUCACCCUCGCGCUCGCCAUCACCAUAUCGAAGACCGCGACGGCUAAGGACUGCGUCGCCGCCAAGCUCUCGGUCACUAUCACGGUCAGAGACCCCUCCAUCGCGACCAUAUCGUCUAUCAAGCCGUAGUCGACGAAGGGACCGUUCUCAAUCUCGGUCGGCGCUGCCUACUCGACCUUCGGGCCGUGCCCGAGCAUCAGAUUUCCUAUGA